AUGCAUAAUUACAGAUAUGAAUGUGAAGAGGAAGAAUUUUUACGAGAAUUGGAAGGGAUACAAGGACAAAUCCCCGAGAGAACUUCAGUAUGUGAGGAUGUUCCAGUACUUGGAGCAUUGUGUAGUUUGGUUGGUGAAAUUAGCAAACUUCGUCGAGAGAAUAAAGCAUUACGUUAUCAACUUAAUGUAGCAGUUGAGCCAAAACGUAGUGUUGUCCAUCGUGUUAGUGCUAUUUUGGAAGGUCGAAGUAAUAUUAUCCCAAAAAUUAUGGGUCGACGAGCUUUUCAUCAAUGUGAAAUACGAAAUGGCGCACGUGAACGUUUAUCCACACCACCACAUAAAGCAAAUAUAUCAUCGGAUGUAUCGGAUCCACUUCGUACAACUUUGACACCAACACGUCAAAUACCUGCACCACCAAUAGUUUUGCCAGAAAUGUCUGAUUCCGAUGUAGAACAUUCCAUUUUUACAGAAGUUGCAUUACCAAAUUAUGGAAACGGAAAUAAUGAGGUACGUGGAAGUCGUGCUAUCAUGAGUCGUUCUAAAGUGUCAUCAGUGUCGGAACGAACAAGCCCAUCAUCAGCAUCAUCUCGUGAUCAUUCCGAAAAUAUGACAACAAGUCGAUCAGGUUUCUUCGAAAUAAUUGGCUUAAAAAAGAAGAAAGAAAAAUCGAUUGAAUCGAAGAAGGAAACAAUAACCUGUAAAGUGAUACUAAAGAAACGAAAACGUAAAAUUAGUGAAAGCAGUUCGGUUCAUUCCAGUGAGAAUAAUACACGAAGUGAUAAAUGGAGUCUUUCUUCGACGGCAAGUAAGAAUAGCUUAACAACUGCUAACAAGAGCGCAUUUGAUGAAUCGAAUGGUAAUAAACAAUCGUUACUUCAAGCUCCUAAACAAUAUCAUAUUCAACGUCAACAUAAGGAACAAGAAAAUAAAAAGUGUUCCCAUGAUAAAAAUUCAACAACAGUUAGUGAAGAAAGUGAUGAUGAUUAUCAUGAACGAUCUAGUGGCACUCCCAAAAGUAUCUUUUGUCCUGGCUUUAACGGUUCCCGAUCUACCGCACAACGGAAUCGUUUUUCAAAUCGCGGAAUAUCCGAUAAUCAAGCAAUUCAUGACGAGAAUGAAACGAUACGAAAUGAAUUGGUAAUGACCAGAAAUAGAAAUAAUCGAUUGAUUGAACAAUUACGUGAAAAAUCGAUGGAGCAAUCAAAAUUACGCACACAAAUGAGCACUCUUCAAAAGCAGAUUGGAAUAUUGCGAAAUCGAUGUCGUCUUAAUGAAGCACUGGAAAAAUUAUCAAUGAAUGAUCGAGUGAUCACAAGAGCAACUGCAGCAAUUGAUAAUGUAGAAGAGAAAUUGAAAAAUUUUGAUGAUAAAGUACAGGCUAUGAAAGCAGAAAUGAUGAAGAAUGGUCAAGCGAUUAUCAAUCAAUCCUUUCGAGAGCAAAAUGCUUAUCAGUCAUGUUUAGAACAUAUCGAAAGAUUGCAACGUGAUAAUUUUUCCAUGUUACAAGAUAAAGGAUCGAAUAUUGGUAGUCAUGAUCAACGUAUCUGUCAGUUGCUGGAAAUAAUGCCUUCAUAUGAUGCCUUGUACUCAUUCACUAUUAGCAUAGUUCGAAAGUUAGGCCAACUUCGUGCUUCUUAUAUCGAGAAGAACAUUUACGCCAAUCGAUCAGAUUUUGAAGUAAUGCAUGCGCAAUCAUCCUUACUUAUAAUUCAUGCUCAGCUUGAACGAUUGAAGUUGCAACUUUAUGAAGCCACAAAACGUCGAUCAACACGACCUGCAUCAUAUCAUGGCGAAGAUUUGCUGCAAAAAAUAAUUAACCCACAGAUGAAUUUCUUGUUACCAUUUAAAUUACAUGGAGGACGAAUUCGGAAACACCGCCGUUCCGAUUCCUGUGCUAUGGAGUCGGAAAUUGAAAAAAAUGAGCAAAGUAUUGAAAAUGAAUUUCUGCGACUAUUCGAUUAUGCUAGAUGUUUAUCACGAAUAUCAGAAUUUACGGGAAUAAAUAAAGCCAGUCUUGAACGCGCUGGCAUUUCAAAUCUUGGCUCACAUAUCAGAAAUGAUUUACAAAAUACCACUAUUAUACCACAACAAGAAAUUAAAAGUGCUCCAAUACGACAUCGAGAACAACAGCGUAGAAAUUCUACCAACAAAAUUUACAUAUCACAACGAAAUUACAAAAGCCAACCAGCUGGACGACCAAUUAGCUUGCAUCCACUAAUAAAUUACAAUCAUACACGAUCAAUUGUUUCAUCAUUGCAAGAUGUUCGAAAUAAUAUGAUUCGUAGCCCAGCUUCAACGCCUAUUAUGAAGCGUCGAAUGAAUUUGAAUGAACAACCGCGAACUAUCAAUCAAGGAUCACUAGAUUCAUUCGGUGGAAAUGAAUUACCCAAAUAUGAUACUCCACUGUCUCAUAGCAGUGGUGGCUCAUCUGAUUAUGCUGUUAUCAGUGCCAAACAGCUUUAUAUGGAAAAGCGAUCAAUGAUAUCGAAACGACCAUCCGCAAUUAAUCCAUCUAAACUGCCACAUUUGCACAAAAAUGCCAAUCAAACCAAUUCACCUCCUUUGCUUAGCGAUAGUGAUCGUUGUCAAUUAAGACGUAAUCCUGAAACAGUCGGCAUGAUUCGAGAGAAAAAUGCCGGAUCAACAGUUUCAAAAAAUUUCGAAAAAAGCCGACUUCCGAAAAUAUCAUCCAUUUUAACGGAGAAAAAAAAUGUACUUCAUGGUUGA
Loa loa (African eye worm) is the source of this 2727-nucleotide messenger RNA. RefSeq lists its product as hypothetical. Bases 1 to 2727 code for a protein of 908 amino acids. The record is from RefSeq and is a predicted model, not a curated record. Lineage: Eukaryota; Metazoa; Nematoda; Chromadorea; Rhabditida; Onchocercidae. The transcript has 19 exons.